CAAUGCAGUUUGGCUGUACACGUCGCGCCACCUAGCAGCGGCGGUGAGCACCCGCGGGUAGGCCUUCGCCGCCGCGGCACCUUUAUUCGUACUACGCUCAAGCACGCCUGACAGCCUCGUUUUCCAAUUUUGCAAUGGAUUUACCGCUGCCUUUCGGCAGCUCCUCCGUGAGAGGUGUGAAGAAGAAGAACAAGCGCAGAUACUGCUGCGUUAAGGAUUGCCACAACUGCGAAGGUGAUGACGGCAUCAAAUUUUACCGCUUCCCUUCAAGACCGUGGGAAGCAAACCGGCGGCUGAAGUGGAUCGUCGCGGUUCGGCGCGUCAACGGUGAUGACCUCUCACAUUGGAGCCCGAAUAACAAUACGAGAAUUUGUUCGAGGCACUUCGUCAACGAAGAAAAAAGCAACAUCGAGAAUCAUCCGGGUUACCUGCCAACAAUAUUCGCACCCGUCUACAAGAAGCGGUCCACGGUUCCUGCUGCACAGAUUUCCAGGUUCAGCAGGUGGAUGCACAGAUCUGCGGCUUCAGCUACUGCAGCGCCUUGUGCGGCAGAAGUAGCAGAAUUUGAUGCUGAAGAUGCCAGCAGCAGUGCCCUCUCUGUAGCAGCCGAGGUGACUGGCGAUUCUAUAGAUGCAGCAGCAUGGGAUGGCCUGAACGUGUUGUGCGCUGCUGCUGAGGUCCACGUAGCAGCCAGAUCAGUGGAAACUCAAACAUCGGAGACGAGCAGCGUGACCACAAGCUUUUCAGUGUUUAUUUGCUGCACUGAAGGCAACAACCUGUCAACGCAGAUAACCCACCACGAGACACAAGUGCGAGUUCAUGUGGAGAGGAUGAUCCAGAGAAUUAAAGUGCAUAACAUCUUAAACAACAGGGUGCCAAUUGAAAUGAUAGCACUCAUGACAGACGUGUUUCACGUGUGCUGUGUGCUGGCGAACCUUCAGCCUCCAAUAAUUAAGUUCAGUUAAAUCACUGAGAAUCAAGUCAUCUAGCGCAGCAACUGCCUCAUUUAACAGAUUCCACUGGCCGACACUGUUGUUGAGCAACUGCUCUAGUCGGACAAAGAGCACCUGUCUUGCUUGAAUCCUGUCACCGGUGUUUGCAGAUUUAAGACACCAGAAAGAUGUACUCACUUUUAAUCUGCCAAUAAACUUUGACACAUGCGGACAUUUUACAAUCAGUAUUUAUUGUUCCCACUUCAUUUCACAAGCAUGAAUAUGUGGGUGCAGUUUUCUUUGACCAUGUAAAAGGAAAAGGUGUCGCCUCAGAUCAGAAAAUUCAAUGCACAAACUUC
Messenger RNA from Dermacentor albipictus, 1291 nucleotides. The record is from RefSeq and is a predicted model, not a curated record. Lineage: Eukaryota; Metazoa; Arthropoda; Arachnida; Ixodida; Ixodidae.